AUGAUUAAUCAACAAAUGAAACCAAAGAAAGUUUAUUUGAAUUAUAAUUUCAUAAAGAGAGAAUUUCAAACAGAAAGAACUAUAGUUUAAACGAGGACUUGCUCAGUUAUUGAUAAACCUGCAAAAAGUUAAAGAAAUAGUUUAUUAAGUUUAAGUGUAGAUAGUGGUAAAUCAAAUAAAAUUCAUUGUUUAAAGAUUAGAAAAUAUGGUUAUUUAUUUUAUGUAGAUGAAAAUGGUCUUAAUGAUUAUGUUAAGUUUAAUUUUAAGUAGAUAUUAGAGUCAUUUACAAAAAAUUGUAUACCUAAUUUAUUGAAUGAAUAAACAUAUAGUUUAUUUUUACCUUAUUCAUAAUCAUUUUCUUUUUCUUAAAGUAGAUUUUAAGGAGAAUAGUUCACAAAAGUAAAAGAUGUUUAAUAGUUAAUAAAUUUGUUCCAUUAACUCAAAAUAAGUGGAGAAGAAUAUUAAGUAUAAAUUAAUUGAUAUGAUUAAUAGAUAUAAAAAAUAUUUGAUUAUUUUUUUGUACCAUCAAAAGAACUAGCAAUUUAAGUAAUCAAUGAUUUAAAGUUCUAAUUAGCAAAGAUGAUUAAUAAACCAAUAUCAAUUAUAUCUUUUUUUGAUGGUGUAGAAAUUAAAAAUGCCUGUUAAUUAGGUUGGAAUCCUCCAACUCUAGUUUGUGCAGAAUCAAAAGAUGUUCUUAUUAAAUAGUUACCAAAAAUCAAAGAAAGCAUUAGAAUAAGUAAGAGAAUCAAAUAAUUAUAAAAUUUUAAAUAAUAAAUGAUACAAUAAUAUUGCAAACAAGAAAUGGCAAUAAAUUAUUAGAGUAGUUCAAAAAAAUAAGAAUUAAUUAGAUAAAAUUUAAAAUAAAUUAAGUAAAUUCAAUAAUUAGUUGAAUACUAAAAAGAGUAUGAUAUAUAAUUACCAAAAUUGGUUGUCUAACAUAUCAAUCCAAAGUUUAAAAUUAUUUAGCCAAAAUAAGAAAUUCAAGAUGAUUUAGAUAAAUAGAUAGAACAUCUCAGUUUAGAUUAAAUUAACUAUAUAAAAGAAAUUAAUCCAAAAUUAGAUAACUUUGAAAUUUAUAAGUACUAUAUUGAUUAUAAAUCAUUAUGUAUGCUAAACAUAAUUUAAAAUGGAAUUCCAAUGAAAUAUUUUGUAAUUUACAAUGAUAUCCUUAGUGGACAUUGUUAGAAUGAAUUGCUUAAAAUUUACAGAGCUCUUGGUGUUAAUGUAGAUGUAAGCUAUAAAAAAAUAAUCUAAGAGUGGUAUUUUCAGAUGGAAAGAAUAUUUGUUAUUUAGAAUAUUGUAAGAUAACUGUGCAAAUUCUAGCCAAGUAAUAUAAUUCUUGCUUCACUAUUUUAUGAAUGAUAACUAAGAAUUAAACGAGUAAUCUGUGAGAAUACAAUUAUAUUAGUUAUCAUAGAGAUUGAAUCAAUAUUCCUAAACUAAAUAAGAAUUUAUCAAAAAAGCCAUGAAAUCCUUAGAUUCCACAGAAUCAAGUAAUACAUUUGCAGAUAGAUUUGCUCUAACAAUAAUCAAGUGGAUGCACAAAAAUGGUUUCUUUGUGAAGGGCUAACUUAAUAAAGAAAUAAUGUUGUAAUAAUAUGAAAAAAACGAAUAUACAUUUUUAUUUAUAAUAAAUUGUAUAUUAGGGCAAUUUAAAACUAAUAUACUUGAAUGGUUUUAUAAUAUAUAUUGA
Paramecium sonneborni is the source of this 1693-nucleotide messenger RNA. The record is from the annotation of a GenBank genome assembly. NCBI's taxonomy places the organism in Eukaryota, Ciliophora, Oligohymenophorea, Peniculida, Parameciidae.